Cryphonectria parasitica EP155 is the source of this 567-nucleotide messenger RNA. Its product is annotated as 60S ribosome subunit biogenesis protein NIP7. The record is from RefSeq and is a predicted model, not a curated record. Gene Ontology annotation, biological process: ribosomal large subunit biogenesis; ribosome assembly. The transcript is spliced from 3 exons. Gene Ontology annotation, molecular function: RNA binding. Lineage: Eukaryota; Fungi; Ascomycota; Sordariomycetes; Diaporthales; Cryphonectriaceae. Bases 1 to 567 code for a protein of 188 amino acids. Gene Ontology annotation, cellular component: preribosome, large subunit precursor; nucleolus; nucleus.
AUGCGUCCUCUUACAGAACCAGAGACGCAAACUUUGUUCCAGAAGCUGGCGCAUUAUACCGGCAACUCCCUCAAGAACCUGAUCGCUCCGCUCGACGAUUCGCCGACCGCAGACCGAUAUGUCUUCCGGGUACACAAGGACCGUGUGUAUUAUGUGAGGCUGUCGAUUGCAAACUUGGCCGUGUCGAUUGAGCGCGAGAAAUUGACCUCCCUCGGCAUCUGCCUCGGCAAGUUCACCAAGACGGGCAAGUUCCGACUGCACAUCACCUCGCUCCCGAUCCUGGCCGAGCACGCGCGGUACAAGAUCUGGGUGAAGCCCAACGGCGAGAUGCCCUUUCUGUACGGCGGCAACAUUGUCAAGGCGCACGUGGGGAGGUGGUCCGACGACUGCCCGGAGCACCAGGGCGUUAUUGUGUACAGCAUGAACGACACGCCGCUGGGGUUUGGGAUCACGGCGCGGGGCACGAGCGAGGCGAGGCGGUUGGAUCCUACGGGCGUUGUGGCGUUCCGGCAGGCGGAUUGUGGGGAGUAUCUGCGGGAUGAGGAUAACCUGUUCGCGUCGGGAUAG